Miniopterus natalensis is the source of this 2220-nucleotide messenger RNA. The record is from RefSeq and is a predicted model, not a curated record. Lineage: Eukaryota; Metazoa; Chordata; Mammalia; Chiroptera; Miniopteridae.
UGUGUUUUCUCUCCCCCAGCUCCAUGGCUACAUGGAAAAUAAGCCCCUGGGGCUUCAGAUCUUCAUUGGGACAGCCGAUGAGCGGAUCCUUAAGCCCCACGCCUUCUACCAGGUGCACCGGAUCACAGGGAAAACUGUCACCACCACCAGCUACGAGAAGAUCGUGGGCAACACCAAAGUCCUGGAGAUCCCGCUGGAGCCAAAAAACAACAUGAGGGCAACCAUCGACUGCGCAGGCAUCCUGAAGCUGAGGAAUGCUGACAUUGAGCUGCGCAAAGGCGAGACGGACAUCGGGAGGAAGAACACGCGGGUGAGGCUGGUUUUCCGGGUGCACAUUCCGGAGGCCAGCGGCAGGAUCGUCUCCUUGCAGACUGCAUCGAACCCCAUCGAGUGCUCCCAGCGAUCCGCCCACGAGCUGCCCAUGGUGGAAAGACAAGACAUCGACAGCUGCCUGGUCUACGGCGGCCAGCAGAUGAUUCUCACGGGCCAGAACUUCACGGCCGAGUCCAAAGUCGUGUUCACGGAGAAGACCACAGAUGGGCAGCAGAUUUGGGAGAUGGAGGCCACAGUGGAUAAAGACAAGAGCCAACCUAACAUGCUUUUCGUUGAGAUCCCCGAGUACCGGAACAAGCACAUUCGCACGUCGGUGAAGGUGAACUUUUACGUCAUUAAUGGGAAAAGAAAACGAAGUCAGCCUCAGCACUUUACCUACCACCCAGUCCCAGCCAUCAAGACAGAGCCCACGGAUGAAUAUGACCCCACCUUGAUCUGCAGUCCCGCCCAUGGGGGCCUGGGGAGCCAGCCUUACUACCCACAGCACCCCAGGGUGGCCGAGUCCCCCUCCUGCCUCGUGGCCACCAUGGCUCCCUGCCAGCAAUUCCGCUCAGGGCUCUCGUCCCCCGAUGCCCGCUACCAGCAGCAGAACCCAGCGGCUGUCCUGUACCAACGGAGCAAGAGCCUGAGCCCCAGCCUGCUGGGCUACCAGCAGCCGGCCCUCAUGGCCGCCCCCCUGUCCCUCGCCGAGGCCCACCGCUCUGUGCUGGUGCAUGCCGGCUCCCAGGGCCAAAGCUCAGCCCUGCUCCACUCCUCUCCUGCCAGUCAGCAGGCCUCGCCCGUGAUCCACUACUCGCCUACCAACCAGCAGCUGCGCUGCGGGAGCCACCAGGAGUUCCAGCACAUCAUGUACUGCGAGAACUUCGCGCCGGGCGCCACCAGGCCUGGCCCGCCCCCCGUCAGUCAAGGUCAGCGGCUGAGCCCGGGGUCCUACCCCACGGUCAUUCAGCAGCAGAAUGCCACAAGCCAAAGAGCCGCCAAAAACGGACCCCCGGCCAGUGACCAAAAGGAAGUAUUACCCGCAGGAGUGACAAUUAAACAGGAGCAGAACUUGGAUCAGACCUACUUGGAUGACGAGCUGAUAGACACAAACCUUAGCUGGAUACAAAACAUAUUAUGAAACAGAAUGACUGUGAUCUUUGAUCCGAGAAAUCAAAGUUAAAGUUAAUGAAAUCAUCAGGAAGGAGUUUUCAGGACCUCCCACCAGAAAUCAGACGUAGAAGAAGCCAUUAGCAAGACACCUUCCAUACCUGUCCCCUCGGAGCCUUCCACUGCCCCUCGCCUGUUUUCCUGACUGUACCUGUCCCAGCCCGGAGCCCACACACGGGGCAGUGUUCCGGCAGAUAGCUGACUCUACAUCCAGGAGCUUGCCAGCUCUCUCUGGAAACACCAGCGAGGACACUCUGCCUUUUGAUUUUUUUGUUUUAAAUCCCAAAGAGCAUCUCGGUGGACUUUCAUGGUGUCCCAUCCAAACCAUAAGUGCCUGCUGACCAAAACUGUAUUCUGAUCAAGACAGCACUCUGGAACACACCUGAGAGCAGGGUGACGGCAGCUCUGGGCACGGGCUGGGUGGACGAUGGAAGACAAAGCCCUGGGAAUAAACCCCAGACCUCGGUCAUUUUCCCGGUUCGGGCACCUUCUGAAGGAACAGAGUUCCCAGGCAGAGCAAGCAAAGAGUCUAGCUCACAGGCUGAAGGAACACAGAGAGGCCAGACCAUUGUCCUUCCGGAUCACCUGGUCAUGCCACGGUGGGACCCCACCUAACAGUCAUUUCGGAAUUCUCAUCGGGAAGCAAAACUGUCUGGCCCACACACGAUCCCCUGGUAAAAUUUCUUGGUGUUAAGUUAUGACAUGUAUUCACUUUUUUUCCUGCUUUGGAAAGCUGGC